Messenger RNA from Sinocyclocheilus anshuiensis, 15351 nucleotides. Its product is annotated as histone-lysine N-methyltransferase 2C-like. Bases 268 to 15213 code for a protein of 4981 amino acids. The record is from RefSeq and is a predicted model, not a curated record. NCBI's taxonomy places the organism in Eukaryota, Metazoa, Chordata, Actinopteri, Cypriniformes, Cyprinidae. Gene Ontology annotation, molecular function: protein binding; transcription coactivator activity; histone H3K4 methyltransferase activity. Gene Ontology annotation, biological process: positive regulation of transcription by RNA polymerase II. Gene Ontology annotation, cellular component: MLL3/4 complex; nucleus. The transcript is spliced from 61 exons.
GGUCUAUUUGUCCAUUACAGUGACAGGCAGUGUUUCGGUCUCUCUUAAACAUGGCCACCAUGAUGGAGUAAACGCUACAACUUUAAAAUUGAUAUAAUCGAGGAAAACUAUGCUUCUUUCACCCAAAUGAGGAAUGUUUCGACCUGAAAUAUCGUACCAAACGCCUAAUCCACAUGAGAGCUUUGGGAAAAGUUUCUUCUUGGAUUACAUUCUGAAUUAAGUUGGCUGGAAGCUGGAAAGGAAAAAAAGAGAAUUGCAUCAAUUCCAAUGUCAUCAGAGGAUAAGAGUCUGGAGCCCUCUGAGCAAGGACCAUCUCCUCCCCUGAGCAGUGCUGGGGCCACGCCCUCAGGGAGCCCAGCCCCCUCAGAUAGACGCCCUCGGGGCCGGCCACGCAAAGAUGCUUCCUCUGUCACACCCAAGUCCAAAACAAAGUCUCGUAGUCGAGGUCAUGCACAGGCCGAUGAUGAGGACAGCAUGGAUGCCACUGAUGUCACACCAACUCCAGACAUUGACAUCGCAUCGGAGAUGGAUGUGGUGGAGCCAGAAACGGAUGAUGAUUUCCCUGAGCCACUGGAUCUCAGCCCCAGAGACGAGAGGCCUCUGUCCCCGCUCUUCCAGCGCUCCGUGUCAGAAGACUCUGCUGGCUCCUCUGCCUCCACCACCAGAAAAGCCAAAACUAGAGAAAAGCUCUGUGCCUUCUGCUACUGUGGAGAAAAGGGUCUCUUGGGUCAGGGUGAGUUGAAACUGUUUGGACCCACGCCUGGUUACGUUCCCCUGCACAUCCAGAACCGCCGUGGCAGCUCUGAGAAGGAUGACGAUUACCAUGACGACGACAAUGAUUUUGAUGACAAUGACAACAACUGCAGCCCAGGGCAUCGUGGGAGUGGCUUGAAAAAGGUCAGCUCUCCAGACAGCGGCCUGCACUCAACCUCUGCUCCUGGUAGUACAGACCCUGCUGCUGAGGAGCCUGGCCAGAAGUUUUGGGAUGAACUGGGCCAAAUUGGCCUUCCCCAUGAUAUUAACGUUGCGUCUUUAUUCGACCCCACUGGCCAGUGUUGCGCUCACCUGCGCUGUGCAGCCUGGUCGGAGGGUGUAUGCCGCGGUGAGGGACAGUCGCUGCUGUAUGUGGACAAAGCAAUUGACUCAGGGAGCACAGAGUGCUGUGCAUACUGUAAGCGCCUUGGAGCAUCCAUAAAGUGCUGUGAGGAGAGCUGUGGGCGCUCCUUUCAUUACCCCUGUGCAGCUGCUGCCGGAACCUUCCAAGACAUAAAGGCAUACACCCUCCUGUGCCCGGAUCACAUCCAACAAGCUCUUGUCCGAUCGAAAGAUACGGUGAAAUGUCUGGUGUGUGACCGUUCACGAGACUUGCUCAAUCAGCUCUUCUGCUGCACUUGUGGCCAGCAUUACCAUGGGGCCUGUCUGGACAUAAAUAUCACUCCGCUGAAGAGGGCCGGCUGGCAGUGUCCUGAGUGCAAAGUCUGCCUCACAUGCAAGAACCCAGGGGAUGACAGCAAGAUGCUGGUGUGUGACAUGUGUGAUAAAGGCUAUCAUACCUUCUGCCUGCAGCCCAUCAUGGACACAAUACCCACCAACGGCUGGAGGUGCAAGAACUGCCGAACGUGUGCUCAGUGUGGCAUGAGGCCUAAUGGCCAGUGGUCAUCUAAUGGUGUAAUGUGUGAAGGAUGUCAACAGCAGCGUGAUUCAGCGCUGGUCUGCCUCAUCUGUGGGCAGAAUCAGGACUCUGGCCACCCUCUGGACAAACACUCUUGCUGCACUUGUAAGAGAUGGGUUCAUGUGGACUGUGACAGGCAGGAGGGUGCUGACCCUGACACCCAGAUGCAGGAUGGGUACACCUGUAGAGUGUGUAAGCACGUGGAGGAGGAGAGCAGGCACAAUCAGCCUGUCAGCAGCCAGGAGGCUUCGUUCACUGACCCAGAGCCAGCCGAGGAUGUCUUCAUGGCUGUUGAGGAAGUAAAUGAGGAUGAGGAGGAAGUGGCGUUGGAGCCAGAGGCCAGUAUUAGUCCACUUCCUACAGUGCCAGAAGAGUUCCUGUCAUCUGCUGAACCUGCCCAGGAGAUCCAGGUUACUGUUACUCUGACAGAGGGUUCCGAGCCUCCUCCAUGCGCCUCCACUUUAGUGGGUGUACCCUCCCUCUCCUUUCAGGCCUCUUCCACAAAUGAAGACCAUAACCAGGAGCACAGUUUCAUUGGUGCUUUGGAAAUGGGGAAGGAAACAGAGGAUAAACUGUCUGAUACUACAGAGGAUGAACCUGAAGCGGACGUUUCAAAAGCUCUUCCUGCUUUGCCUACCAAAGAAACUUCCCCCAAACACUCUCGAGCACAAGAGGAAGAACCCAUGGAUGCCUGUCCCUCAGACCCCUCCAGUAUGAAGGAUAAAAGGAUGACGAAUGUCCCAGAAGCCCAGAGUGUUGUUGAGGAAGUUGAGCAGGGACAGAAGCAAGAAAAACAACAGCACGGAGAGAAGGUGGCAGAUCCUGAGGUCACUUGUAUUUUACCUGAGCCGGAUGGUGUCCCACUGGUUGCAGAGUGCAGUCCUACUGUGGAAAUGGACACUACACCUGUCAGCGACCACAGUUUCUCCAGUUUCAGCUCUCCCAUUGAGGAUAAGAGCCUCAUCUUGAAGCAUUCCCCAGGAUUGUCCUCCGAGGGCUCAACCAAGUUGACCCAGUCCCCAUUUUCCACUGAAGCCUCGCCGAGGGAGACAUCUCAAAACCAGACACCUACCCAUGGCCUGAAUUCAUCAGGAUACAGCCCCAGUGUUUUCAACACCAACUUCUUUCCCCUUACGCCCAAGAUAGGUAUAGGGAAGCCAGCCAUCUCAAAGAGGAAGUUCUCUCCAGGAAGACCAAGGGUAAAGCAGGGUGCAUGGAGUAACCGUAGCGCAAUGAGCUCGCCCUCCUGGUCUCCAGAGCGCUCGGACGCCUGGGACAGCCCUAAGACCAGGCCGAUGUACGGGCUGCCCAUCUGGACCAUGAGAUUGGGUCGUGGAUCUGGCUUUCCUGGAAGGCGGCGACCCAGGGGAGCUAACCUCUCUGGGAGAGGUGGCAGGGGACGCUCCAGGCUAAAGAUGGAGAGCAGCCCAGUGGUGACCCCUGGGGUGAGCUUAAUGGAUUCUCCAUAUGUGGUAAAAGAAGAGGAGGAAAACUCCAUGCACAACACUGUAGUCCUGUUCUCCACCUCUGACUCCUUCACACUUAAACAAGACAUGUGUGUGGUGUGUGGGAGCUUUGGUCAGGGUGCUGAGGGCAGACUGCUAGCCUGCUCCCAGUGCGGCCAGUGCUACCACCCCUUCUGCGUCAAUAUUAAGAUCACAAAAGUGGUGUUGAGUAAAGGCUGGCGCUGUCUGGAGUGCACAGUGUGUGAGGCAUGUGGGAAGGCCAAUGACCCCGGGCGCUUGCUGCUCUGUGAUGACUGUGACAUUAGCUACCACACAUACUGUCUGGACCCACCACUGCAGAAUGUACCCAAAGGCAGCUGGAAGUGCAAGUGGUGUGUAUUAUGUACUCAUUGUGGAGCUACAUCGUCUGGCCAGCGCUGUGAGUGGCAGAAUAACUACACGCAAUGCGGUCCGUGUGCGAGUCUCACGGUAUGUCCUGUGUGUAUGCGCAGCUACAGAGAGGAAGAGCUCAUCCUGCAGUGCCGGCAGUGUGACAGGUGGGUUCAUGCCUCAUGUCAGGGGCUGAACUCUGAUGAAGAGGUGGAGAGCGCAGCAGAUGAGGGCUUUGACUGCUGUCUAUGUAGAACGCAAACCAUGUCCACGCCUGGUGUCACAGUGGCAAAGCUCAUGGACAUCAUCGAGCCUCCUGUAGUGGCACAGAUUCUUACAAAUGUCAAGGAAAAUGAAUUCCAGCGGACCUACACUCAGGAUGGCGUGUGUCUGACUGAGUCAGGCUUGUGUCAGCUCCAGAGUUUAUGUGUCCAGACCGCCCGCCGCAGACGACCCAAACCCAAACUUAAGCUGAAAAUCAUCAAUCAGAAUAGUGUGGCCGUGCUGCAAACACCCCCUGACCCCCAGCCUGAGCUCUUCAGAGAUGGAGACUUGGGCGACAGUAGAGAGGGCAACCCGAUGGACUGUGAUGGGAAAUCUGACUCCAGCCCCGAGCAUGAGCACUGUGAUGACCACCUGAAAGGGGCCGACGGCAGCGACAGCAACAAGAAGAGGAAGAGGAAGCCGUACAGACCUGGUAUCGGUGGGUUUAUGGUGCGUCAGAGGAGCAAAGCAGGGCAGGGUAAAGGCAAGCGUUCUCUCAGUCGGAAAGACUCCACAAGCUCACUUAUAGAGAACUUCACAGGAAAGGAAGAAGGUUGGAAUGAACCAGACACUCCUGUGGAUGGGACUCCCAUCGUUAGCGAGCCUCUGGAGAAAGUCAAGAAGAGAUACAGGAAGAAGAAAACCAAACUCGAGGAGGCCUUCCCCUCGUACCUACAGGAAGCGUUUUUUGGGAAAGAACUUCUGGAUAAAAGCAAACAGACCAAGUCAGCUCUGGAAACAGGGAUUGUGGAGGAAGAAUCCAGCCAUGCAGACAGCAAAUCACAGAGCAGCAGCUUCCUGGACCCUUUAUCUGGCCCGCUUCUGAGUACCACUUCCACUCCUGUCUCGUCUAAAGCAGGGCCACUGCCCAAUGUGGAGGAUCCCUUAGCCGAGCUGGUUCUACAUUCAGAUGAUGAUCUCCUGGGAAUGCUGUCCGAUGACCUGGUCAAGCCAGGCCCUGAAUCAGGUCUUGAUUUAUGCCCUUUCCAGGUGGACAGUUCCCCCUCUCCAUUCGCUGGUUUGGACAUUGGCACUCUGCCGGAUUAUCGGUCAGCUCCUCCUCAGCCUGGCCCUGCUCGAGGGUCUCGGCCACUACAGGAAGAACCUCUGGAUGUAAUAUUGAGUCCUGAGCUGGACAAGAUGGUUUCCGAUGGGGCUAUUCUUAGCAAGUUCUACAAAAUUCCAGAACUGGAGAGUAAAGAUGUGGAAGACUUAUUCACUGCAGUGCUCAGUCCAAAUGCCAGCCAGCCGCCUCAACUUCCACAUCCACCCAACACUGCCCCCAAUGCCUCAGGUACAGCAAUGUCUCUCCAGAACCCAGGAGAUGUUGGUGGAAUGUUCCCUCGCAUGCCUAUGAUGAAUGGCCUGAUGGGUCCAAAAACUGUGAUUCCUCCAAACCCUGUGAUUCCUGGAGCUGGAGUGUCUGGCACAUUCUCUUCCAUUCACCGCAUGCCUUUUCCAGAAAAUGUGAGGGAGAAGAAAUUCAGCCAGAUAGGGGGUGAUGUGAUUGGUCCCUGGGCUUCCCCUAUUCCUGUUCCUGGAUCUUGCCCUCCACCAGAGGUGGAGACUGACACCAUGUCCAAUGCUCAGAGGAGCACGUUAAAGUGGGAGAAGGAAGAAACUCUUGGUGAAAUGGCCACUGUGGCUCCUGUUCUUUACACCAAUAUGAACUUCCCAAACCUUCAAGAUGAUUUUCCAGAUUGGGCAACUAGAGUGAAGCAAAUUGCAAAGUUAUGGAGGAAAGCUAGUUCUCAGGAAAGGGCGCCUUAUGUGCAAAAGGCUAGAGACAACAGAGCAGCCCUUCGUAUAAACAGAGUUCAGUUGUCUAAUGACACAAUGAAAAUACAGCAACAGCAGCAGCCAGCUGAUCCCUUUGAUCCCAGCAUUUCCAUGGACACAGAGCUGCUCUUCAAGGACCCACUCAAGCACAAGGAGUCUGAGCAUGAACAAGAGUGGAAGUUCAGACAGCAAAUGAGACAAAUGAGCAAACAACAGGCAAAAAUUGAAGCCACGCAAAAGUUAGAACAGGUGAAAAAUGAGCAGCAGCAACUUCAGAAACAGCAGCAACAACAACAGCAAUUCAGUGGAGACAACUCUAAAAGUGGUAAUCAGAGUCCAAUGACAACUCAGCCCACCAGUGAAGGUAAUGCUUCUCCUUUGCAAACGUUAACCCCCAAGGAUAGCUUUACAAUGACUCAGAUUCCUGGAACUGCAACAUCGGUUGCAUCAACAGAUGAUGUAUUUGUGCGUCCUCAACUGCCACCCCCUUCAUCCACAGCAAAGACCCCUACCCAGGAUACUCAGUACCCACAGGGUCCCUCAUCUCAGCCUCAGUCUUCUCAAAUGUUUUCACCUGAAUCAUCUGGAUCCCGUCCUUCUUCUCCAUGGGAUCCAUAUAGCAAAAUGGUGGGAACCCCCAGGCCACCCCCAUCUGAGUCAAGCACGCCUCGCAGAAGUUCUGUGUCUGACAUGCAAGAAAGGAGUCGGCCCUCACCAGCCCAUGAAUCCUUUGGGUCUCCAACAUCCGCCAGCACUGACCCAUAUGCAAAGCCUCCAGACACACCUCGACCAUCGGACCUGUUUGUGAAACCUAUGUGUCCACCUAGACCAGGACCAUUAUCUGAGCAACAAGGAAGACAUUUUAUCAGUAAUGUCACACCUGGAGACAGUUUUUCCAGACCAGGCCUAAGAUCGGAAGCAUACCAGCGCAUGGCCCAUAGCCGCAUGGUUCUUUCUGACCCAUACUCUAGGCCACUGUUAACACCUAUUCCAGGGAGUAAUGAGUCAGGAUCUGUAACAGUGUUCAAAGCACCCAUGCUUCCUUCCCAGUUACAGCAAAACUCAUUCAGUGCAGGGCAGCAAGGCAUGAGAAGGGGGUCAUCUGACACUUUAUCCCAAGUUCAACACUCUGACCCCUAUUCACAUCAGCCUCUUACACCUCAUCCAUCAAUGGGAGAUGGUUUCAGUAAUGAGGGCAGAAUGAUGCGUCCAGGGCAAGGGAGUCCUUUUGCCCAACCCUUGCCCAUGAGCAGACACCCUCAACGAGAUACGUAUUCACAGGCACCAUCUACACCUAGACCAGACUACCUUCAGCAAAUGCCUGAUCCAUAUGCUCAGCCUCCUGGUACUCCAAGACCACAUGAUCCAUAUGCCCAGAUGCCUGGUACCCCAAGACCACACUCUGAUCCAUAUACAUUGCCAUCAUCCACAUCUAGAAAUGCAACAAUUGAUCAGUUUUCUCAGUCACAACCUAAUAGUCGCAGACAAUCUCCGUCUCAUGCUAUCGAUCCAUAUGCUCAGAUGCCAGGAACUCCAAGACCUUCUUCCGGAGAGAGAUACCCUAAAUCUCCAAGUAGUCAGAGAACCACAGAUCCCUUCUCACAGCCUUCUAGAACUCCUAGGCCAGUCAAAAAUGAAGCUUAUGAUCAACCACCAGGAACACCAAGACCAGUUCUUACUGACCCAUAUUCUCAACCCCCUGGAACUCCAUGUCCAGGAGCUGACCCAGAAGCCUUCCCCAGACCAAAUCCCAGAGUAAACUUCAUGUCCCACCAAACAGAUCCGCUUAGCCUUCAAGCACAAAGAAUGCAGGACCCAUUUGCUCGUCCCUAUGCUCCUGAUUCUCAAACCCCAAAACAUCCUGGGAUUUCAGAUGAAAGUCUCUCUCUACAACAGACCAACACUAACCAGACACCUACUCAUGAUCCAUUUGAACAAGCUCCUCUAACCCCAUGUUCACAAACAGGGGAAAGACAUGAUGUUCCAGUAAACACAGGCAUCCCAUCAGAUACACAUAACACAAUGCAACCACCACUUAAAGAGACUGAAGAGAAAAUUAAACAGCGCCAAAGACUACGGCAGUUAAUUCUCAAACAGCAGCAGCAGAAAAGUGCAAUCAGACUGGAAAAGGGUCUCCAGGAGGCAACUUCUGCUGCUGCACCUGGGACUCCAAGGCAUUGGUCACAUGAUGAUUCUGGACCUCAGAAUGAUAUUUUUGGUAGACCUCCACCUCCAUAUCCAGGUACUAUGAGACCUGCACCAAUUCAUGCUGGACAAAGAUUUCCUGGAACUUUCCUUACCGAUCAGCGUGGGCCCAUGCCUGAUGAACCCCACUGCUCCCGACUACCAUUCCCCAGGGAUCUAAACAACACUGGCAUGAGUCAGCAAGGACAAAGAUUUGGAUUUCCUCCUGGAGCUCCAAGCCAGGAACAUUUCCUCAGGCCCCCUCACCAGAUACAAGGUGGACCAAUGGUUGACAAUAUUCCACCACAUAUGAGACAACCUGUUGAUGUUGUUAGGUCAAUAGGCAGUAAUCAUCAAAUGGGCCUACCCCAGCAUUUUCCACCAUGUGGCCUUCCAAUGCAACAGCAUAAUAUAAUGGGUCAACCAUUUAUUGAACUUUGUCACAGGGCUCCAGAGAACAGGGUCAGACUAUCUUUUGGUCCACCUAAUGCUUUGGACCAUCCUAAUCAUUCCCAGAGACCCUCUCAUGGCUUCAUGGUAGGCCAAAAUAUGGCCUUUACAGGAAAUCAAGGUCCCAGAAUUAUGGACCCAAUGCUGGGCCAGUCACAACGAGGAUCAGUCAAUCAGUUACAGACCUCAGCUACUAUGGAUAAUCUGCAUCACCAUACAAAUGCAGCACAACAGCAGACCCCCCUGGCAGCACCACUUAGCCAUUCAUUCAGUGGUGAUUCAGUUACUCGUGCCAAAUCUGCAAUACUUCCUGUCACAACCCCUGGUCCAACAGAGGAAAUCCCAUUGCCUUGUAGUGGUGUUGAGAAGCUAGAAACACAUGACUCUGCUGUGAAGGACCUCGAUGAUGUGGAGGUCAAAGACUUGGUUGAUGAAGACCUGGACAACCUGAACCUUGAUGCAGAUGAUGGCAAAGAUUUAGACUUAGAAACAAAUGAUCUUCAUCUUGAUGAUCUUCUGAAAUCUGGAAAGUUUGAUCUUAUAGCUUAUGCAGAUCCUGAGCUGAACCUUGAGGACAAAAAAUAUAUGUUUAAUGAAGAGCUGGAGCUGAGUGGUCACAUAGAAGAUGACCAUGGGGAUACCUCAGACCUUCAGAAAGCCUUGUCUGAAAAAAGAAAUGCCAGAUGUGGAGGUAUGUCCUCAGCUCAACCUAAAUCAGAAGGCAUAAAGGGUCCUAGUGAUGUCAAACAUGAAAAGAGUAUGUCAAAAGAGGUCCAGGAUCAUUCUCAGUCUGAAACCAUAAAAACUGAGGGCCAAGGUCUUGGAACCUCAGUGGAUGGGCAUCGGCCUAUGAGAAGUAAAAGUGGUCAAGAUGAUGUCUCUAGUCUUUUUGAGGAAUCUUGUGCAGAUGUGCAUACUGGAUCUGUUUCAGUGCUGUCAAGUCUGUUGAUCAAGGAAAAACUAGAGGACUCCAUAAUUUCUCCUAUGCCGGGUGACCCCAAUGGCCAGACUAAUCUUGGCUCAAACAUGAGUAUGGUUAUGCUUCAAGGACAACCCCAAGAACACAGGAUAAACCCUGGAGUAACAAUGGGGCACAGGACAGAUCCAGCUCUAACCCAAGGGGCACUUUUAGGUAACGCAAAUUUGAUGCAAUCUGGCAACCAGCAGGUACCACUUCAAGGGUUUGGACCUUCACAAGGACAAGUGGAUCUAAACCUGCCUAUGAUUGGUGGUCAGUAUCCGGUUCCCCAUCAUGUAAACCCCCAAACUCAACAGGGCAUGUUCAAUAGUGGGGCUACAGGGCAACAAGGGUCUCAAGCACAACAGAGUCAACAGAACAGGUCUCUUCUGUUAGAUGAACAGCCCCUUCUUCUUCAAGAUCUGCUGGAUCAAGAGAGGCAGGAGCAACAACAGCAAAGGCAGAUGCAGGCCAUGAUUCGGCAACGGUCUAGUGACCCUUUUUUCCCUAACAUUGUAGACUUUGAUGCCAUUACUGACCCAAUCAUGAAGGCAAAGAUGGUGGCUCUGAAGGGGAUCAACAAAGUGAUGGUACAGAACAGUAUGGGUAUGACACCCAUGGUUAUGAACAGAAUGCAACAGAUUCCAGGAUCACAUGGCCCAGAUACAGCUGGUUUUUCGCAACAUUUUUUUGGACCAGAUGGAAAGUUGCCCCCACAGAUUGCGAGACCCAAUCCCCCUAAUUUUGGACCAGGAUUUGUCAAUGAUUCUCAGAAAAAACAAUAUGAGGAGUGGCUUCAGGAAACUCAACAGCUUCUUCAAAUGCAGCAGAAGUUUUUGGAGGACCAGAUUGGGGCCCACAGAAAAUCUAAAAAGGCCCUCUCUGCAAAACAGCGCACUGCGAAAAAAGCUGGACGGGAGUUCCCAGAGGAGGACGCAGAACAGCUGAAGCAUGUGACUGAACAGCAAAGUGUGGUUCAAAAGCAAUUGGAACAGAUACGGAAGCAACAGAAAGAACAUGCUGAGCUCAUUGAGGAAUAUCGUGUUAAGCAGCAACAACAGCAAGAGCGCCUCCAACCUGGUAUGAUGGGUCCAAUGAAGGCCAUGCCAGGAAUCCAAGGACAGGGCCCUGGAAUGAUGCCUGUUGGACCCCCAAUGGGCCAGCCUAUGAUGGGUUCUAUGUUGCCCAUGCAACAACCUCACUUUGGUAAGCCUACUCACAUGCCCAAUGUGCCAGGUUGGCAUCCAGGUGCCACUGGACCAAUGGGUGGACCCAGGAUGCCACCUCACCUGCCCCCUCAAAUGCCACUUCCUAACCCCACCCAGCCUCUCCAGGCACCGCCAACUCCCCCUAUGGUUCCAGGAGGUAAACCUGGGCAGCCUGGCCCUGUAGCUGGAGGUAAUGGUGGAGGAUCCAGUAGUAGUGCCCCUCAUGUGAAGUUUGAUGAUAAUAAUCCAUUUAGUGAAGGCUUCCAGGAGCGGGAGCGUCGAGAGCGCCUUCGAGAGCAGCAGGAGAAACAGCGGGUGCAGCUCAUGCAGGAGGUGGAGAGACAAAGGGCAUUGCAGAGGCUAGAGCUGGAGCAGCAGGGCUUGGGGCUCGGCCCCAACAAGAGUGGGGGCGGUCUUGCCCAGAUGCCCUUCUUCAAUUCUGACCUGUCACAGGAAUUCAUGCAGACACCCGGGCCUCAACAGCAGUUGGGCCCAGUGUUCCCUCUGCAAGGAAAUAUGCCAUUAGACUUUGUGGGUCCAGGUCCAACCUUUUUGCAAGGUGGCGAGCGAAGGCCUAUGCCGGGGAAUGGCUCCUUUGGCCCAGAUAUGGGUCCUAAUUUUCAACCUAAGAACCCCAUGAUGCAUGGUUUCUCCCCAGGUCAGCCACGUGCAGCUGGGUUUGGAGGGCAUGGAAUGCCACCCCACAGUGGAGGGGAAGCUUCCUCAUUUGGUUUGGAUUCCACAACCCCUUUACCUCCUAAUUUUCCUGGGUCAGGACAGUCCCUCAUUCAGCUCUACUCCAACAUCAUCCCUGAGGAGAAGGGCAAAAAGAAAAGGAGUAGAAAGAAGAAGCUGGAUGAUGAUGCAGAUUCAGUCAAAACUCCUUCUACACCUCAUUCUGACAUAACUGCCCCACUUACACCGUGUGUAUCAGACACAUCUUCCACCCCAACACGUAGUGUUGCCAUUAUGGGAGACCAGGACACUUCAGAGUUUUCCAACCCCGUAAGUUCUAUGACUGGCCUGCCACCAUCCUCAGAGCUGGAGAACCCACUCUCUGGAGGUACUCCACUACGGCGACAGUCCAGCGUGGGCUCGGAGGGAGGCCUCCUCCAUGAAAUCAAGCUGGAAAAGUUAGAAGCCAGUGUGUGCCAGAAGGCUGAGGGAGAGGCAGUGACAGGCCAUAGUGCAGGAGGAGCCAGUAUAGUAAAGACAGAAGAGGGCAAUGAGAUAAUCUCCCCCACUCCACCAUCCCAGAGUCCAGCUCAGAGCACCAAAGUGGAAACUGGGAAUGAGCUACUCAAACACCUUCUAAAGAACAAGAGCACCCCUCCUCCUUCCUCAACACCUCUCUUACAUCAGAUGUCCAAGGACAGUAUACGGUCAGAGGAUGAGGGGCUGACAGACUGCAAAGGCUCUUUAAGACUGGACAGCGCAGAUUCUUCAAGUGGCUUAAACAGCCAUUUGACAGGCAAACCAGAUUUGGAGCCUUCUGUGCCAGAGCAAUGCAAAAGAAAACAGCGCAACAAGCGGACACCAAAGAAUGGGACUGAGAAACCGCUGUCACGCUGGAAGAAGAGGAAGAAGGAUGAUGAAGAGAGAAAGGCGGUAUACGCCAAUGACACACUGAUGACUCAGCUCAAGCAGCAUCUGUCUAUGCUUCCCCUGAUGGAGCCUUUGAUUGGGGUAAACUUUGCACAUUUCCCCCCGUAUGGCAGUGGGCAGCUGAAUGGAGAGAACAGGCUCUCUGGAUCUUUUGGAAGUGCAUCACUGAAUGGAGUAUCUGAUUACUACUCACAACUCAUCUAUAAGCAGAACAAUCUUAGCAAUCCUCCAACGCCUCCUGCCUCACUUCCCCCCACACCGCCACCUGUAGCCAAGCAGAAGUUGUUGAAUGGUUUUGCCACGGCGGAAGAACUGACCAGGAAGGCAGAAGUUAUGCUUUCUAAAAGCUUGGGUCAGAAGCAGCUCACUACUCAAUUCAAAGCUGAAGAUGACCUGUUGGGACACACCAUCACUCAGGGCCCAAAGACUGUUGAUGUUCCUGCUUCACUUCCCACUCCACCCCACAACAAUCAGGAGGAACUUCGGGGUCAGGAGCAUUGUGUCGACAGGGACACUCCAGACAGUUACGUCCCAUCAUCCUCUCCUGAAAGUGUUGUUGGCAUGGAAAUCAGCCGUUAUCCAGAUCUCUCUAGAGUUAAAGAGGAGCCGCCAUCCCCUGCUCUCUCUCCAGUCAUCCCCAUAAUUUGCAGCGCCAGUGGUAAAGGUUCUGAAGCCAGGAAGUGGGAAGUCAAGACAGAGCCACCAAGCAGUUUCUUUGCAUCGCAGUUUGAACAUCUCUCUGCAUGCUCACAAACUGACCUGGUAUCUGUAUCUGUUACCCUGAACCCAGUGGCAGCACAAAACAUUCAAGGAGUUGUGUCAGCACUGGCAAACAUGCUUUGUGUGUCCAUACCAGUGAAUUUUGAGGUGAUGCGCUCUCCAGACCCAGAGCACCGCAGCUCAAUAGACAUGUUGAGUGGACUUAAGGUCCCCCCUCAAACUGCCCUGUUCCACCAACAACCUGGUAUGAGGUUCCACAUACCACCAGGUGCCCCACUAUCACACCAGACAUUCAGCGAGGGUUCAGUUGUGGUCAGACCAGACUAUCAGAUGGGUGGAAGUAGUCCAGGGCCUAAACCACAGUGGUGCUCCCAUUGCAGGGUGGUGGUUCUUGGAAAUGGUGUUCGAAAGUCCACUAAAUGCCUGCCAAUAAAUAAACAGGGCCACAGAGGAGCUGAGGGGACCCUUAUCUUCUGCAGCCAUAACUGCUUUGUUCUCUAUUCAGCGGCCAUGCAGACUAAAUUGGUAGAUGGCAAGUCAAACUUGCCUCCACCAUCUGACUCUGAGGACAAGCAGAAUCCUACUAAGGUGCUUCAUCAGUACAGUAACAAUAUAUCAGAUCUUGACGUGCACUGUUUGGCCCAGCUGCAGCAUAAGCAGUCUCCACCCCCAACUCCGAUAAUAUCUUUCCCCUCCAUUACUUCUGAGACACUCAGAGGAGAUAGCAAGUCUGAUACUCUAAAGGUCACAGUCAAACUUAAGCCUCAGCCACGAGCAGUACACAAUGGUGGGGACGACCCUCGGUAUUCAUUAGGAAAGCGCUUUAAAGCUCUGCGUUGGAGAAAGUGGAGCAUUCAAAUUAUGGUGCCUAAGGGUAACUACCACCUGCCGGAGGAGGAAGAGGUUGAUGAACUACUGAAAAAACUGGGGAUGUCUCUUAGGCCUGAACCCAUGCCCAGAGACUUGCGCCGCUGCUGCUUCUGCCACGAAGAAGGCGACGGGCUCACUGAUGGGCCGGCCCGUCUGCUAAACCUUGAUCUGGACUUAUGGGUUCACCUUAACUGUGCCCUGUGGUCUACUGAAGUGUACGAGACCCAGGCUGGUGCUCUCAUUAAUGUAGAGCUGGCCCUGAGGAGAGGCCUGUCGGUGCAGUGUGCGUACUGUCAGCAAACCGGCGCUACGAGUGGCUGUCACCGCUUGCGUUGCACUAAUGCAUACCAUUUUACUUGUGCUCUUAAAGCUCAGUGCAUGUUCUUCAAAGACAAGACUAUGCUGUGCCACCUCCACAGACCCAGAGGAACUGGCUCAAUAGGAGGUGGGCUGGCAGGGACCGAGCAUGAACUCCGCUGCUUUGCAGUGUUCCGUAGGGUCUACGUACAGAGGGACGAGGCACGUCAGAUCGCCAGCAUCAUCCAGAGGGGUGAGCGGGAACACACCUUCCGUGUAGGCAGCUUGGUAUUCCAUGCAAUUGGUCAGCUGCUCCCUCAGCAGAUGCAGGCCUUCCACUCAAUGUCUGCCAUUUUUCCUGUGGGCUACAAAGCCAGUCGGAUCUACUGGAGCAUGCGUCAUGGCAACUGUCGUUGCCAUUACGUGUGUUCCAUUGAUGAGAAAGAUGGCGAACCUGAGUUUAUCAUCCAUGUGAUGGAGCAGGGUUACGAUGACUUGGUUCUUACUGGAUCCUCACCAAAAGGUGUGUGGGAUAAAGUUCUGGAGCCCGUGGCAGAGAGAAGGAAUGAGACAGGAUCUCUGAAGCUCUUCCCAGUUUACCUGAAGGGAGAGGAUCUGUUUGGACUGACUGUAUCUGCUGUUACCAGGAUUGUAGAAUCUCUUCCUGGAGUUGAAGCAUGUGAGAAGUACACGUUCCGUUAUGGCCGUAACCCUCUGAUGCAGCUGCCCUUGGCCAUCAAUCCUUCUGGAUGUGCCCGCUCUGAACCAAAAGCUUGCACACAUGUCAAGAGGUUCGUGUUAAGGCCUCAUACCCUCACCAGCAGUAGUUCCUCUAAGACCCCGCAGAGCUCUGGGAAUCUGGCUGAGAUGGGUGUUACCCCCUACAGCAAGCAGUUUUUCCAUUCCAAAUCCUCUCAGUACCGUCGUAUGAAGGCUGAGUGGAAGUCCAAUGUCUACCUGGCUCGUUCACACAUACAGGGUUUAGGGCUGUACGCUGCAAGGGACAUUGAGAAAUACACCAUGGUUAUCGAAUACAUUGGUACCAUCAUUCGCAAUGAAGUGGCAAACCGAAAAGAGAAGAUGUACGAGGCACAGAAUCGCGGAGUCUACAUGUUUCGCAUCGAUAGUGAGCAUGUAAUUGAUGCGACUAUUUCAGGAGGACCUGCAAGGUAUAUCAACCACUCCUGUGCACCCAACUGCAUUGCUGAGGUUGUGACCUUUGAGAGAGGACACAAAAUCAUCAUCAGCUCCAACCGCAGAAUCCAGAGAGGCGAAGAGUUGUGUUAUGACUACAAGUUUGAUCUGGAGGAUGAUCAGCAUAAAAUCCCUUGUCACUGUGGUGCAGUUAACUGCCGGAAAUGGAUGAAUUGAAAGAUAUCAGUGAAACAAUUAACAAUUCAACAUAUGCAUUCCUUUUUUAUUAUUAUUUAGGCCCAGGAAAUUGCGUCUAUUCUAAUGUAUAUAUAUAUAUAUAUAUAAUGACAGACAAAAAAAAAACAUUGUUAGGGC